Messenger RNA from Rhodotorula toruloides NP11, 3096 nucleotides. Its product is annotated as 1-phosphatidylinositol-4-phosphate 5-kinase. Gene Ontology annotation, molecular function: phosphatidylinositol kinase activity. The record is from RefSeq and is a predicted model, not a curated record. Lineage: Eukaryota; Fungi; Basidiomycota; Microbotryomycetes; Sporidiobolales; Sporidiobolaceae. The coding region runs from base 1 to 3096 and encodes 1031 amino acids. The transcript has 7 exons. Gene Ontology annotation, biological process: phosphatidylinositol metabolic process.
AUGCCGGGCCCAGCGGUACAGGGACGUGAGAAGUGGAUCGAGCGGCUGCACUUGCACGGUCACGGCGGGAGGAACGGGCACGAGGCUGAAGCUGUGAAGCACAAGGGCGGCGACAAGCUGGAAGUGCCGGACGGGACGAGCGGGCAGCAGGCGGAAGACGGCGACGAAGGACUGGCCAAGGAGGUCGAGGGUUUCAAGGACCAGCCUUACCAGCAGGACCACACAGAUCAGGCGCGGAUGAAGCUGCGAGACUGGAAGGAGGACAUGCAGGACAAGAUGGGGGAGCGAGGCUGGCGGACGCCGACGCACGAGCGGGACGAGCAGGCUCUCUUGGUCGACCCGCGAGUAGCGAACCAGCUCGAGCGGAAACCUGACGAGGUGCGGGACGGUGCGGAUGGUCGAACUCUCAGCCUGGCGCCGUCUUCGACCCGGCUGAACGGGUCAAGCAGCUUCUAUUCGGCGGCGAGCGAAGUUGGCGGAGCCGCCUCAAUCGACUCUCGCACCGUUCCUCCUCGCUCCGCCUCUCCCGAAUCGCUCUCCUCCGUCUCCGACAUUCUUGCGACUCCUCAACUCGCGCCAUCUCAGCUCGACGCCGAGCCUUCGACAUCCGGAGGUGCCGACGCCUUUGACCGAUUGCCCGUCGCCUACGCCCCCGGCUUCGUCGUCACCAACUCCCGCCUCGUCCCUCUCGGCGACGGACGCCCUCCUCCUUCCGAAGCCUCCUCUUCCUCGCCGACUCGCUCUGCUCAUUCCGCCGUUCCGGUGCACGAGGUCGUCCGGCCGACUUCGUCUCAUCCCGACUUGCAGCAGGGACCGAUAAGCCCUCCUGCCUCACCUCGGUCAAAAAGCCGUCUGGCUCCCUCUUCCUCUCCUCGACAACCGCGCAAUUCCUCUCUGCAUCCGCCUCCCGCCGCAAAUCAAGGCUACUUUCAGCUAUCUCCCCAGCAGUCGACUCGCCCCUCCUCUCCACGACGAAGCCUGACGACCGACCUACCCUCUCUCCUCCCUUCUCCACCUCUCGGCGUUGGCCCCGCCAGCGCUACCUCCCUUGCCGUCAGCUCCCGUCGCCUCUCCUCCGCCUCCGGCCAUCUCGCCCCUCUCCAACUCGCACAACGGUCACAGACCUACUCUCCCUCUCUUGCAGCCCCGGCUUCGCUUGGUCAGCACCAGUACGCUUACCCGCAAGCUUCGACGUCGGCCGCUCCAUACGGCAGCGGUAACCCCGCUUCUCCGCCCACGGCGGGAUACAUGGACGACGUCGAGUCCUCCAUCGCCGCUCAAGCCGAAGUGAUCCGUCGAAAACGGCAGGAGAAGCGCCUCGAGGCGGAAAAGGCUGAGCGGGAUCGCGAGCGGGAAAAGGCUGGUCUCGCUCCGCCUGUACCUGCGGUCUCCGAAGCCGGGCGAGGAGACAAGGGCGAAAAGACCGUGGGCGGAUUGCUGGGCGUCGCAACGCCGGGUGGGAUGCUCAAGCGCCGGUCGACACGGAUGGGGUCUGGCUCGUCCGCGCAGGAAGCACCGAGGAGUCCUGGACCAGGCAGGCGAGCGCGACAAGCUUCCGAAGGAGCAGAGCGAGGACAGGACGGCACGGCUGAUGCGGGCGCGUCGGCGGCGGAACAUGCGGCUGCUGCGAGCGGGUCUGCGGCGAAGGCGCGAGCGGCGGGAACGGGAGGCGAGGACGAGCUUGGAGCGGGCGUUCUGGUCGGCAAUCUGAUCGGCCAGGAUCACGCCAACUAUGUCUUGAUGUAUAACAUGCUCACGGGGAUCCGCAUCGGCGUCUCGCGGUGUCAGGCGAAGGCGCGACGACCGCUCACGGAUGCCGACUACACGGCUCGUCACAAGUUCAGCUUCGAUAUCGUCGGCAAUGAGCUCACGCCCUCGGUCAAGUACGACUUCAAGUUCAAGGACUACGCGCCUUGGGUGUUCCGCGAGCUGCGCGAGUACUUCUACCUCGACCCGUCCGACUACCUCGUCUCGCUCACGGCCAAGUACAUCCUCUCGGAACUCGGCUCGCCCGGCAAGAGCGGCUCGUUCUUCUACUUCUCGCGCGACUACCGGUUCAUCAUCAAGACGAUCCACCACACGGAGCACAAGUUCCUCCGACGGAUCCUCAAGGAGUACCACGAGCAUGUCAAGAAGAACCCGCAUACGCUCCUCUCGCGCUUCUACGGCCUGCAUCGCGUCAAGCUUCCGCAUGGCAAGAAGAUUCACUUCGUCAUCAUGAACAACCUCUUCCCUCCUCAUCGAGACAUCCACGAGACGUACGACCUCAAGGGCUCGUCGAUCGGGCGCCUCUACCCCGAAGAGAAGGCCAAGCAGAACCCUCACGCCGUCCUCAAGGACCUCAACUGGGUCCAGCGACAAAGGCAGAUUGCGCUCGGCCCGGAGAAGAAGGCGCUCUUCGAGGAGCAGCUGCGGCGCGAUACGGAACUCCUGCAGCGGCUCGGCAUCAUGGACUACUCGCUCUUGACCGGCAUCCACAACGGUGUGCGUGGGAACAGCGACAACUUGCGCGAGGAGAAGCUCAGUGUCUUCCAGCCCGAGAACGUCAAGGUCUCGCGCAAACCGACCCAGGUCAAGCGCGACGCCGAUGCCUCCGCCCUGCGCAAAGCCGUCCAGCGCUCCGACCCGCGCGCUCUCGGCGGCAAGCACGAGCUGCCUGAGCACGAGAAUUCGGAGAAGCGCAUGUUCUUGUUCUACCAGGACGAGGGCGGAAUGCGGGCUACGGGAGAUAACAACGAGGAUCUCGGGGUGAUCUAUUACCUCGGCAUCAUCGACAUUCUCACACCGUACAACUGCGUCAAGCGGAUCGAGCACUUCUGGAAGGGUCUCAAGCACAACAAGCACAUGAUCUCUGCCGUCCCGCCGCGCGAGUACGGCGACCGCUUCCUCGCGUUUAUCAAGUCUUCGAUCCGCGGCAACGACAUCUCGAUCCGGCCGCAGAUGUUCGAGCACGAGCCGAAGCACGACGCGAAGCAGGAAAAGCCGCCCGUCAACGUCUCUAGUGACGACGAGAAGGCUCAGCGCCAGCGGAACGACGGCCGCGUCGAGAUGAGCGAAAAGUCGGCCGUCGCGCAGGGCAAGGUCAAGGCCCAAUGA